AUGGUUUCGUGGUUUCCAGCAUGGGCAUGGCUACAAAAACCACACAUCCACUCUCUAGUUUUUGCAGAGACGUACACGCAAUACGAUUUCUCUUUGUCCCUUUCUGCUCUACGCCAUUCCAUUCCUCAUGCACAGUCCAAACGACAUUUUGGGCGGUAUAUCAUGGAAACCAAGGUCAAACACCCCAAACAGAACUUUAAAUCCUGUGUCGGUUGUUUCUAUGCGAUGUACAAUCCAAACAAACAACCACAUACGCACAACACGAUGUACAGAAUCAUCAAACCACGCGCCGCCCAAAGCCGCGGCGCUGACACCUUCUUAGCCUCCACCAGCUACCAACAUUACUCCACUACAGAUCUUGCUGCUUCUUCUAUUCUUUCUUAUAGAAUAAAGCCGGAGUAA
Messenger RNA from Sphenostylis stenocarpa, 402 nucleotides. The record is from the annotation of a GenBank genome assembly. NCBI's taxonomy places the organism in Eukaryota, Viridiplantae, Streptophyta, Magnoliopsida, Fabales, Fabaceae.